Molecule: messenger RNA, 3828 nt
Organism: Tyto alba (common barn owl)
Lineage: Eukaryota; Metazoa; Chordata; Aves; Strigiformes; Tytonidae
Gene: AMH
Product: anti-Mullerian hormone
Exons: 5
Coding region: 82-2097 (671 amino acids)
Biological process (GO): gonad development; Mullerian duct regression
Molecular function (GO): growth factor activity
Source: RefSeq, a predicted model, not a curated record
CGUCCUCCCCUUCCGCCCAAGUGUUUUGAGAUGUGUAUGAGCAGCUCGGACGACUGCCUUGGCAGUAGCUGAAGUGGGAACAUGAAGGCUGCUCUUAGGGUGCUUUUGCCAUGCCUGGUGCUAUUGCUCCCCUCUGCAGCACUUCCAAGAAAGGGGAGCACGGGGGAGAGGAUUUCCCCAGUUAACCAGCUGGAGAUGAGCCUGCCGGGGGAUCUGGGACUGGAUGCAGAGAGAAAGAGAGAAAAUGCCACUUUACAGGAAAGGGUGAGACCCAGCUCGGCCCCAAGAUCAAGGAUGGCUGCUGCUGCUCGCCUCUUUUCUAAGCCUGACCCAGGAGCAAAAUGCCUCCAGGGGCUGCCUGAGGAAGGGGGCAUCGGCUGGCCUGGCUCCAGCCUGCCCCCCUGGCCGCUCGGGGGGCUGGAAGGGCCCGUGUGCAGGGUGAAAAUGGACCAGGAUGGGCUGACCCCCAGGCACCUGGAAGUUGUGGGUGUUCUCACCCACUACGAAAGUGGCUUCAUCAAGCUGUUGAGACAACGCACCAGCUGGGACGAAAGCCUUCUCGAGACGUUCGGGCUCUGCCCGGCCGGGGAGGCGGGUGCCGCUCUCCGUCCCCUGAAGCACAUCCACGCGCACGUGGUGGAGCCGGGGCAGGACCGCUUCCUCGUGCUGCACCUGGAGGAAGUGAAGUGGGAAGCCCAGGCGAACCUCUGGUUUAAGCUGGUUUUCCAGGCAGAGGUGGGCCGGUCGCUGGGAGAGCUGCGGUUCGCCUUGCUGCUCUUCUACCGGGGCAGCCGAGAGGGGCCGGGCGCUGGGCACCGCGAGGAGCUGCUGGCCACCGGCACGGGGCUGGAGCGGGAGCAGAGCCUCUGCCUCACCAGGGACACCCAGUACCUGGUCCUGGGAGCCGCCGUAGCGUCCGUCACCCGCACCAGCGAGCAGCUCAGCUUCGAGGCUUCCCUGGUGAUCAGGCGCCGCGGAGAGGGAGGUGCCCCCCUGCUCCCCACGGAGACCCAGCAGCUCCUUUUCGGCUCCGAUCACAAGUGCUUCACCAGGAUGACCCCGGUGCUGCUCCUGAUGGCCAAGUCACGGCAGCAGGAGGAGGAGGAGGAGGUGGCUUUGGCCCCUUCUUCCUACCUCUCUGCCGACGGGGUGCUGGACGUGGCUCCGUACCCUCAGCUCAGCCCACCCCAAGCCGGGACCGAGGAGCUGCUGGCCCCCACUGCCCCGAGCCAAGCCAACACUUCGGCCCCGGCGCCCGGCGGCAGCCGCUAUUUCCUGAGCAUCCUGACCCGGUUCAUCCGCCAGGUCCUGAGCCCCUCCAGCGAGCCCCCCACCCAGCCCAGCUCCCACCACUGGCUGGACUUCCAGGUGAUGGAGACCCUCCCUCACCAGCUGCUCAACCUGUCGGAGGAGGCAGCCCUGGAGCGGCUGGUGCAGUCGGAGGAGCCCUCGGUGCUGCUUUUCCCCCAGGACAGCGGAGCUGUGCUGGAGCAGCACUUGGGGGGCUGGCAGCUGGAGGGGACCGUGCUGCAGCUGCUGAUGGGCAAGCUGCAGGCGGUGAUCCAGGAGCUGAAGGACAUCCCGGCUUUCCAAGCCAACAUGGGGCUUUUCCAGCAUCUCCUGAGCUUGUGCUACUACCCGCCGGGGCCGGGUGAGGGGCAAGGCGGCGAGCGGCCGCCCGGCUCUGGGAAGAUGCACACGCUGCUGCUGCUGAAGGCGUUGCAGACGGUGCGGGCGCGCUGGCAGGAGCGGAGGAAGGUGCUGCGGCAGAACCGCAGCGCACGGCACCAGGCCCACUGCCGCCUGCAGGAGCUGACCGUCGACCUGCACGACCGCAAGUUCAUCGUCAUGCCCACCGUCUACGCGGCCAACAACUGCGAGGGUCCCUGCAAGCUGCCCCUCUCCACCCGCAUCCCCAGCUACUACUCGCACACGGUGCUGCUGUUGGGCAUGCAGGAGCGGGGCUCGCCCCUGCAGCGGGCUCCCUGCUGCGUGCCCGUCCGCUACUCGGACCAGCUCAUCAUCAGCCUCUCCGCGGAGGGGCUGGAGGUCCGCAAGUUCCCCAACAUGGUGGCAGAGGAGUGUGGCUGUCGGUAGAGGCACCCGCCCUCCUCCCCGCUUACCCCCAUCCCGUUUCCCCCUCCCCUAGUUCGCCCUCGCAGCUCCGGGAGCUGGUGCUUCUCGCCGAGGUGGGAGCUCCCCGCGUGUCCUUUCCCCACCGUUUGGCUCAUUAGCGUCGCUCUGGUUCUGGGUUUGUAGCCGUGCUGGUCCCUGGGGGCUGCUGCUCCGCACCCCGGCGUUACCCCGUGCCUGCUCCCUGGGGGCUGCUGCUCCGCACCCCGGCGUUACCCCGUGCCUGCUCCCGACGCCGGGGAUGCCCGAGGUGCCGGUGGGGCUGUGCUGCAGCGUGGCUCUGACCCCACGGUGGGCUUUGGGCUGGAUACGGGUGCCGCGGGGCCAUCACAGGAGGGCAAGGCUUGGCAGAUCCAGCCAGGACUACACUUAUUUAUCCCUUGCCUUCUGUUUCUGCAGCAGCUGGGCAGGGCGAUUGUUGCUUCCUCCAAGUCCCGUCCCCCCCCCCCCCCCCCCCCGGCCCUUCUUGCAGCAUCCUCUGGCCAUUUCCCAGCCCAUGGCCCACCACGAAGCCCCCACCAGCCACGCAGCUCCACCUGCGAAAGCAAAACCAGAGGCAAAAUCCCGUCGCAGGGAUCAGCCUUUAUCUGGGGACCCGUCCCCACGUGAGCCAGGGGCCAUGGAGAGGCAGUGGCAGUGGCUCGGGGCUCCCAGCCAGGUCACGUCUGCAUCGCCCCGCGCUGACCCCGCUCCCGGGACACGGCCAGAGCCGGGGGCUGUGGGGAGGGAGGGCUGAGAGCCGGGCGUGAUCCCGUUACACCUCCUGGGCCGCUCACACCAUUAAUGGGAGCGGGUGCGAACGGCUGCCAGAGCACCUGCUCCGCGUCGCUGCCGGCACCGGCAUGGAGAGCCCGGUUGCCCCAGAUCAUCUUCCCAGCUCAGCCCGGCCCUCAGCGAGACCCGCCGGGGCUGCUGCAGGGUCCAAACCCCGGAGAGCAGCUCCUGGGCUCAUCCCAGCUGCAGCCAGGGACCAGCCCUUGGGCUUUGCAGUGUCCCCACGGGGCUGGCAUGGGCACAGCCCGCGUGGGGAUCCGGGUUAGCCCUGAGCCCCUGUACAUUGCAGAUUGAGGGAGGGCACAGAAAACACACAAACAUAACCAGGAACAAGACCUUUUCUUGUUUUUUUUUUUUUGUUUUUUUUUUUUGUUUGUUUUGUUUUGUUUUGUUUUUUUUUUUUAAAACAUUCAAUUUAAUACCUUAUUAAAAAUGAAAAUAGUCUAUUUUAACCUCUAUUGAUUUAGCAAAUACUUAAACUUGCCGUGGGCUGGGGCUGUGAACAUCUCCCGUAGUUGCUACAGCGCUGCAUGAUAUUGCACUUGUGUUUCGUUCCUAAAAGCGACUCUGUGAAGGCAAGGCCCGAAGGGCUCCCCGGGUGCUGAGCUCCCUGGGUGCUGGGCUCCCCGGGUGCUGAGCUCCCUGGGUGCUGGGCUCCCCGGGUGCUGAGCUCCCUGGGUGCUGGGCUCCCCGGGUGCUGGGCUCCCCGGGUGCUGGGCUCCCCGGGUGCUGGGCUCUCCAGCACUGUUUUGUUACCAACGAGCUUCCCACCACCCUGCUGCGAUGGCACCGGGGCCCGGCGAGGUCGGGGGGUGGUUGUUCCCCCAACAUCCCUCUGAGGACGGCUGCAGCCUGGCUUCGUUAACCCAGAACACACUUUUCUCUUGAUUUGCUUUGAAUAAAACCAUUAACUGACUUGAA